Molecule: messenger RNA, 1014 nt
Organism: Phytophthora sojae
Lineage: Eukaryota; Oomycota; Peronosporomycetes; Peronosporales; Peronosporaceae
Exons: 4
Coding region: 1-1014 (337 amino acids)
Source: RefSeq, a predicted model, not a curated record
AUGCCAACCACCACCGCAUCAACUCCGACCUCUUCAAGCCACCGCAGCGACGGUGAAUUCGACCAGCAGUGGGAAUUUGGCUUCAAUUCGGAUCGUGGAGGAGCCAGUGAUGACGACAGCGAUGAUGAAGACUCGCCGACUGGGACUCCCCCGCGAGAUAUUGAAGUUGACGAUGACUCGGUCUCCAGCGGUGGCUCAAGCGUGUCCACUCAAGGGGAUGUGACCAGGCUGCCCGGCGGACUUGUUCUCGGUUCUUCCCGCUAUGACAUGGACGACAGCGAAGCCAGCAGCAGUUUGGACGACUCUGACGCAUACGACCCUGAAAUGGAGACUGUUAGCAGUGAGGACGAAGGCGACGAGCUCGCAGUUCAACCUUCUGCGUCAGGGCGUCAAGGGCAUGCGGGAAUCGACCUCGUCGCGACAGCGCAUCGCACCGUCAUCCAACUCAACGGCCGUCAGUACACGAAAGCCCGAGAGUCCUCGCGCAAGAUUUCCUUGCGGUGCAGCUCUUACCGACGUACUCCGGGGUGCAAAGGGAAAGUCGACUACAGUUUUGCGCGAGAUGUGUUCUACAAUUUUACGCCACACACUUGUGAAGGGACGGGCCAAGCUCCAAGCCGAUACGUUGACGUCACCGAGGAAAUGAAGGCCGAGUUCCACCACGUCUUUAUGGAGGGCGAGCGGCUACAGCGUGUGCUGGGUUGGGCGGACCCUCGACUGCUGGAGUUACUUCGGUAUCCGGGCUCGCAGAUGUUCGUCGACGGAACUUUCCGGUGCGUCCCGAGGUCGUUCUACCAGUGUGUCGUGUUGAUGGUGAGCGACGCAGCAAGUGGCGUGUUCGUGCCUUGCGUUUACGCUCUUACGACUGGCAAAACCCAUCAACUAUACCAAAAGUUGAUGCGGUUCAUGGAUGACGGCACGGGUAGUCGCCUUCAACCUGGGAGUGUCGUCUGCGACUUCGAGGCAGCGCUGAUCGAUUCAGUGACGGACCUCAAGCGACCCGACGACGCAUGA